CAGUCAUGUGACCACGACGUCAUCAAGAUCCUAGUACUGGUUUAGGAACUGAUCGUGUUAGCGAAGUGCUAUUCCGGGGAGCUCUAUGGUGUGAGGUGUAAGAAGAGCCGCAGCUAGGCAUGCUGACCAUGAAGCACGCUAUCCUCCUGCCACUGACCGACCCGGCCUGUGUCCUAGUUCUGCUUGCAACAUGGGCUUGCACUCCACUAAAAGGUGAUAUUGUAAAUCUAGAAAGUAGCAACAUAGAUGAACUUUUAGGUAAUGCAGAUGUUGCUUUAGUUAAUUUUUAUGCGGAUUGGUGCAGAUUCAGUCAGAUGUUACACCCUAUAUUUGAAGAAGCUUCCAACAUAAUUAAAGAGGAAUAUCCCGAUAGAAGUAAAGUUGUCUUUGCAAGAGUGGAUUGUGAUCAGCACUCGGAUAUUGAGCAAAGAUAUAGGAUAAGCAAAUACCCCACAUUAAAGCUAUUUAGAAAUGGAAUGAUGAUGAAAAGAGAGUAUAGAGGUCAACGUUCUGUGACAGCAAUUGCAGACUAUAUGAGGCAACAAAGAAGUGAUCCAAUUCGAACAGUUGAAAGCUUAGAAGAGUUGAAAACAAUUGAUCGCAGUAAAAGAACAAUAAUUGGAUUUUUUGAAUCAAAAGAGUCUGACAACUACCGAACAUUUGCGAAAGUGGCAAACAUUUUACAUGAUGACUGUGUCUUUCUUUCUGCAUUUGGGGAAAUUGCAAAACCUGAGCGAUAUAGUGGAGAUAAUGUAAUUUACAGACCAAAUGGGGAAAACGCUCCUGAUAUGGUAUAUUUGGGUUCGCUCACCAACUUUGACCUCACUUAUGCUUGGACCCAAGAUAAAUGUGUGCCUCUUGUGCGAGAAAUAACAUUUGAAAAUGGAGAAGAGCUAACAGAGGAAGGACUUCCCUUUCUUAUACUUUUCCAUUUGAAAGAUGACACUGAAAGUCUAGAAAAAUUCCAACAAGAAGUUGCACGACAGCUAAUUAGUGAAAAAGGCACAAUAAACUUCCUACAUGCGGACUGUGACAAGUUCAGACACCCUCUUUUACAUAUUCAGAAGAGUCCUUCAGAUUGCCCUGUAAUAGCAAUUGAUAGUUUUAGGCACAUGUAUGUUUUUUCCGAUUUUAAAGAUUUAUCGAUCUCUGGUAAACUAAAGCAGUUUGUGUUGGAUCUACACUCUGGAAAGCUACACAGAGAAUUUCACCAUGGCCCUGAUCCGACUGAUGUUGCACCUGGACAGCAAACUCAAGAUGUAGCAAGUGAUCCUCCUGAAAGUUCUUUUCAGAAGUUGGCACCAAGUGAAUAUAGGUACACCAUACUGAAAAGGGACCGUGAUGAGCUUUAAACACUUAGAACUACCUUGAAGCCUUAACAUACCAUGAUCAAGUUUCAGUACGGCAAAUAAAGUUAGCCUAUAUUUUGAUAAUUGUAUUUUUUAUUUGGGAUAAACAAACAGUAAUGAAUGGUUUAUUUUUAUUUGGUCCCACUGUUUGUAAAUAUGUUUUGUGUUAGUGGUUUCUCUCUGUACAGACUUUUAAAUGGAUAGAAUACAAAUUCAAACCCUGUAAACAAGCAGUCCCGUUUUAUAACUCAAAUGUGUCAUGACAAUAUCCAUGAGCUGAUCAAUUGCACUCCCCACCCCAUUAAAUUGGAUUUUUU
Nanorana parkeri is the source of this 1666-nucleotide messenger RNA. RefSeq names its product endoplasmic reticulum protein 44 (gene ERP44). The transcript has 12 exons. Bases 120 to 1352 code for a protein of 410 amino acids. The record is from RefSeq and is a predicted model, not a curated record. Lineage: Eukaryota; Metazoa; Chordata; Amphibia; Anura; Dicroglossidae.